UACUCCGGCGUCUAAUUGAGUAGAAAGCGAUUCGCACCGGAGAAAGAAAACCUAGGCCACAAAGGUCUGCGUGUUGGCUCACCGCAAUCCGAAGGCCGCACCUUUCGGCUCAUCGCUAGGGCUUCGCUCCCCCCCAAUUCGAUCCGCGAGGGCAAGAGGUGGUUUUUCUUUGGUUCGCUGUGACGUGGGAGAUGCCGCCGAAGUCCAGGAGGGGCGGCGCCGCCGCAGCGAGGAAGGCCCCGGGGACGAGGGGUCGGGUGGGGAAGGCGCAGCCUGUUGCGGAUGAGGCGCCGCCCGUGGAGGAGGUGAAGGUCGCCGAGGAGGCCCCGGAGGCGGUGGAGGAGCCGAAGCGGCAGCCCUCGCCGCCGCCGACGCAACAGCCGGUGGCGGAGGAGAAAGUCUCCUCCGGUGUCGCGGCUAACGGUGCCAACCACGGUGAAGACGAGGGAGCUGCGAAAGAAACAUAUGAAGAAGAGGACAAAGGUGAACGUCUGGAGUUUGAGGAUGAACCAGAAUAUGAAGAGGAGGCUGCUGUGGAUUACGAUGAGAAAGAUUUGGAGCAGUAUGAAGAGCAGUACGAGGAUGGUGAUGAAGAGGUGGAAUAUACCGAAGAUGUGGUUGAAGUGGAGACUGAUAUAGUGGAUGGGGAACUUGAUGAAGGUGGAGAUGAUGGGGAGGGGGAGGGAUAUGAAAAUGAUGACGAAGAACAUCAUGUGGAUGUGGACGAUGAAGAGCAUCAUGAAGUGGUUAAAGAGCAUCGCAAGCGGAAGGAGUUUGAAGUUUUUGUUGGUGGGCUAGAUAAAGAUGCGACAGAAAGUGACCUUAGGAAGGUUUUUGGUGAAGUUGGUGAGAUCACUGAAGUUCGUCUGAUGAUGAACCCUGUCACAAAGAAAAAUAAAGGUUUUGCCUUCCUGCGAUAUGCAACUGUGGAGCAAGCAAGGCAUGCUGUCUCAGAGCUAAAGAAUCCACUGGUGCGGGGUAAACAAUGUGGUGUUGCUCCAAGUCAUGACAAUGAUACACUCUUUGUCGGCAAUAUCUGCAAGACAUGGACAAAGGAACAUUUGAAGGAUAAACUGAAGAGUUAUGGAGUUGAGAAUUUUGACGAUUUACUACUGGUUGAGGAUAGCAAUAAUCCUGGAAUGAAUCGUGGCUAUGCUUUGCUUGAGUUUUCUACUCGAUCUGAAGCAAUGGAUGCUUUCAGGCGAUUGCAGAAGAGGGAUGUAGUGUUUGGAGUUGAUCGUAGUGCAAAGGUUUCCUUUGCUGAUUCAUACCCUCAAGUUGAUGAUGAAAUAAUGGCACAGGUCAGAACUGUCUUUAUUGAUGGCCUUUCUCCUUCAUGGGAUGAAGAUCGUGUCAAGAAGUAUCUCAAAAAGUAUGGAGCUAUUGAGAAAGUUGAACUUGCUCGAAACAUGCCAGCUGCCAAGAGAAAGGAUUUCGGGUUUGUUACUUUUGAUACACAUGAUAAUGCUGUUGCAUGUGCUGAAGGGAUAAGUAAUUCUGAGAUUGGUGAAGGUGAUCAUAAGGCAAAAGUAAGAGCUAGAUUGUCGCGACCAGUACAGAGACCUCCUAGAACGAAGCAUGGGCUAAGAGGAAAUUUUAGAGUUGGACAUGGUGCUCCCCGAGGUGGCCGUUUACCGUAUGCUCGCCCUCUUCCACCUCGCCGGCCUCCACCACGUCUUGUUCGGCCUCCUGUUAGUCGCUUACCACCCAUCAGGAGCCAUCCAUUGAAGAGGCCUGUAGAUAUCAGAGAUAGGCGUCCUGUUAUGUUGAUAUCGGAUAGAGCUAGGCGUGUGCCUCCUCCAGAGAGAUCUUAUGAUAGGAGGGCCCCAGCUCCAGUUUACCCAAAGAGAAGUCCAAGGAGAGAAUACUUAAGGCGUGAUGAACUUCCUCCUCCAAGGAGCAGAGCUGCGGUUGACUACAGUCUAAGAGUUCCAGUUGAUAGACGUCCCUCUUUCAGGGAUGACUAUUCACCCCGGGGAUCAGGUUAUUCAGACCUAGGUCCUCGUAGCGCUCCCCGUCUUUCAGAGAGGCGAGCAUAUGCUGAUGAUAGUUAUGGUGGCAAGUAUGACCGGCCUUUACCGGCCUAUAGGGAGGGUCGUGGCCAUGAUUAUGAUACCAUUUCUGGAUCAAAGCGUUCAUAUGCAGAUAUGGAUGAUGUGCCUCAGUAUCAAGACAUUAGUGUUCGUCAGUCCAAGGCACGGUUAGACUAUGAUGUUGGUGGCAGUAGUGCUCGGUAUGGAGGUACAUAUAGUGAGAGGCCUGGACGAUCGCAUGCGGGAUAUAGUGGCAGCCGAUCUAUAUCUGGUCAUGAUUCAGCAUAUGGCAGCAGCCGUCAUGGUAUGAGUUAUGGAGGUUCUGCUAGCAGUGGUGAUGCUGGUGGAAUGUACUCAUCAAAUUUCAGUGGUAGCUACAUGUCUCGUGGAUCUGAUGUUGGUGGGAGUUCAUAUUCAUCACUUUACUCAGGCCGUAAUUUGGGUAGCAGCAGUGGUGGCUACUAUGGAGGUAGCGGUUCUAGUUCAUAUUACUAAGGGAUAAUGGCCAUUAUUGGAUCCUAAUGUCCACGUCAUUUUUGGGCUUGAAUUUGGUUUUUGGAUAUUGCAUUUUUCUAGUGCUGGCAGUGAGUACGAAGAGACCUCGGUAUGUAGUGUCUUUGGAGAGGCUGCUCUGAGAUGGCUUUAGCAGUAUCCAGAAACAACAUACUGUUUACUUAUCGAUGUAUUUGUCAACCGUCGUUUAUUGUUUGUGUUUAGUAGUUGUUGGAAUAGGAUUCCAUUAGGGAAAUUAUGAUGGUGUUAUGAGAUACAGCAGAACUUUAUGCAUGGAAGGAAUGCUGUAUCCAGCAACAUGCAGUGGCAUAAAUGAAUUUGGAAUUUUGGAUACUGGGGGCCAGUAUGUGGGAUUCCGCACCUUGUGGCUGGCUGGUUUGGUGCUUAUUUGAAAAAACAAGGGGAAGAUGGAGAUUGGUGCUUAUUUUUUGGGGAAGGAAGAGAGAUCUGAAAACAGCGUGGCAUUGAAGCAUUUUUCUUGGAAAUAAUAAGCACGGGAGUGCCAUGGAAGUUUUGAAAUGAAGGAUCUUGAAUUUUUCUCCUUCCAAUUGCUGGAGCAAACAGAAAGACCAACCACAGUUUAUUCCAACUAUUUAAUUAAGUGUACAAAAUAAAUAUAGCUUGAAUCACAAAACGCUGCCAAACAUAUCAAUUUCAGAAUCCUAAGCCUGCACCAAGGCCGGUAGCAAUCGGACCAUUUGAAAUAUCCAAGUACAAUUUGCAAUCGGACCAUUUGGUUAGUUGAUUAGUUUUCUUUUUUUAGUAAUGUUAAUAUUAAAGCAGUUGUUGAUGCUUACCUUCCUCUUUAUCUUCUCUGGCAUGCCGUCAUUCUAAUUUCUUAAGCUCAGUACUGCUGUUUUGAUGUUGUUCCCUGGUUCACAUGCUAACCCAGCUUAAAUAUUAUCAUGUUUUUUGAGCGCUUUGAGAAUUGUAGCCCAGCAUGCCUCUCAGAAGAUGCGCAUUGAGCUGCGAACAGGUAAUGCAAUUUUUUGUAUGGGAUGGCUGUCUAAUGCCAGGUUUGCUGACGACCCCGCGUCUUGUGUUGGUUACGUGGGUAAUGUGACCUUGGAUUGCUAUCGUAUUCCUUCGUUGAGCUUGUAAAAAACGUUGUAAGCAUGGAACGAACUAAUUGUACAAAGUAUGAACUACUUAAUAUGAAAGAUCUUUAUGAAGA
Phragmites australis (common reed) is the source of this 3720-nucleotide messenger RNA. RefSeq lists its product as uncharacterized. The transcript has 13 exons. Bases 192 to 2528 code for a protein of 778 amino acids. The record is from RefSeq and is a predicted model, not a curated record. Gene Ontology annotation, molecular function: mRNA binding. Lineage: Eukaryota; Viridiplantae; Streptophyta; Magnoliopsida; Poales; Poaceae. Gene Ontology annotation, cellular component: nucleus.